Molecule: messenger RNA, 1400 nt
Organism: Condylostylus longicornis
Lineage: Eukaryota; Metazoa; Arthropoda; Insecta; Diptera; Dolichopodidae
Product: serine protease grass-like
Exons: 7
Coding region: 128-1390 (420 amino acids)
Biological process (GO): proteolysis
Molecular function (GO): serine-type endopeptidase activity
Source: RefSeq, a predicted model, not a curated record
CGGACGUUUAUGUAUAAGGUCAUCUUGUAUAGAAAAAUAUCGAAACUAAUAUAAGUUAUCCGCGAUAUCCCGUUGUAAAAACAAAGUUUCUAUUUCAGUCUUAAUUUGAAUAAAUUAAUUAUAAGUUAUGAGAAGAAUUUUUCAGAUUUUAAUAAAUGUAUUAAUUUUGACUACUAGUCUAAAGUACACUUUUGCAGCAAUACCAAUUACAAGUUGCCGUACACCAGAUCCAGAAAAUGAAAUUGGAUGGUGUGUACCAACAGAGCAAUGCAAAAUUUUGGACGAUAUUAAAGAUAUUCCACUUGAAGUAUUUGACUUUAAAUACCAAACGUUUAUAGAAAAUUCAAAAUGUCUUAGUAAAAUAGAAGAGCGUUUUUGUUGUGCAAUAGAUCAUAUCAAUCCUGAAUUUGCCAGUAGUAAUGAUUUAAUUAAUAAGGCGAGAAUUGAUGAUGUAGAAAUAACUGAAAGUCUUCAAAAUUCUACUAGUAUUAAAAUACCAAGAAUUCCUAAUAUUAAUCGAGAAGAUAUAUUAGACAUUGACACUCAUCCAAAUUUAAAUUUAUUACCGGAUGAUUGUGGAUCAACGAAAGAUGCAAAAAAAGUAGGACAUGGAAACACAACAGGACUAAGAGAAUUUCCAUUUAUGGUUCGCUUACAAUAUGAUAGAAAUAUGCCGGCAUUUCGUUGCGGUGGGACACUAAUUAAUGAAAAAUAUAUUCUAACUGCUGCCCAUUGUGUACGCGGUGAUUUGUUUAGUGUUCGUCUUGGUGAAUAUAAUGCAAAAAUGGAAAUCGAUUGCAUUCCAGAUGAAAAUAAAGAAGAUGGAUUAGAUUGCAAUGAUCGGUUUCAAGAUAUUCCAAUUGAAAGUAAAACUGUACACGAUAGCUUCGAUAAAUUCCAAGCAGUACACGAUAUUGCAUUAUUACGCUUAAUACGUCCAGCAAAUAUGAAAAAAAACAACGUCAAACCUAUUUGCUUACCGAUAAAUUCUGUAUUAAGAAACAAAAAUUCCAAAAUAGGAUUGCUAACUGGCUGGGGAACCACAGAAAAUGGUAACGUGUCCGAUAUUUUACUAAAAGCUUUGCUAUAUAUAAACGCAGAAAGGCAAAAAUGUCAAGAUUACUAUAACAAAAUUCAUGCUGUUAAUGUAACUGAUCGAAUAAUAUGUGCAAUAGGCAAAGAAAAAGAAGACAGUUGCAAAGGUGAUUCCGGUGGACCCCUAUUUGAGUAUGCACAAAUUACAAUUGGAGAAACUAAAAAAUAUCUUCAAAUUGGAAUAGUUGGAUCGGGCCCACAGAUUAAAUGUGGUAAUUCAACUGAAAAUGGUGGAUCACUUUAUAUUAAUGUUGCCAGAUAUAUGAAAUGGAUUUUAGAUAAUAUAAAACCAUGACAGUUUUAUA